AUGAUUGAAGACGACGUCUACAGGACGUCUUCUCAGUACCGCUACUGGUCCUACACCAAAGAAUCACUUGCGCGUAUACGUCAAAACACAAAUGACCUUGCAUCGGAACGAGUCCGCGCUGCAUUCAGACGAGUACAGGCUUCCAAAUCAUCUUCUGACAGCAAUAAUGGAGACGCUUCGGUUGGUGAUGCCGAGGUUCUCACCUUGACCGUUGACGAGGAACUGAAGAUCGUUGAAUGGGGAUGUCAGAAGAUCAUGGAUAUGGGUGAAGCAAUGAGUCCUCGGGUGCCCAGUGCUGUCGUGGUAUGCAUUUUUCAUUUUUACCCCUGUCCCGAUAUCUUAUUUUUGACUUCCCAUGCUCACGUUCACAAGGCAACGGCAAUUCAAUACCUUCGCCGUUUCUACUUGACCAAUAGUCCUAUGACAUAUCAUCCAAAACAAAUCAUGAUGUGUGCGUUAUAUUUGGCCACCAAGGCCGACCACUUCUACAUAUCACUACCGCGAUUCAUUGCAGAAUUGAACAACGUCUCCGAGGACAAUGUCAAAGCACCUGAAUUCUUAUUACUGCAAGGUCUAAGAUUCACCCUCGAUGUCCGCCAUCCAAUGAAAGGUCUCGCUGGAGGCCACGUUGAGAUGAGUGACAUGGCUGAGGGAGGAUUACUCAAGCAUAUAGAGCCCGGAAAAACUGGCGCAAAAAGAAUUGGCGCUGCCGCAGAUGAAGCGAAGAAACUACUCGCAACAGCAGCACAGCUCACAGACGCCUACUUCCUCUACACGCCAAGUCAAAUCUGGCUGGCGGCCGUUAUGGUUGCAGACCAAGGGCUUGUGAUAAGCUACAUUGAAGCGAAACUUGCCGGUCUACAGAGCCUCAACGCGGAUGCGACCGCAGUGGAUCAACUGAGGCAGAAACUCAUCGCGACGAUAUCGUCUUGCGCCGAGCUGCUGGAAUCGUACCGAUCACCUGAGGACGACGCCGCGCAAAGAAAGGAGAUGAAGCGGAUCGGUAAGAAGUUGACGGUGUGUCAGAAUCCCGAGAAGAUGGAUAUCGUUGCCGUAACGCGGGCGAAAGCAGCGGAAAAGAGGGAGGGUGAUAAUGGCAGUGAUGCCGAGAAGGCGCUCAAGAAGCGGAAGUUCGAGAGAGAGAACCUUCAGAAGGACGGCGAUGUUUUUGGGCCGGAUUUGAGGGAUGUCGCUAGGUGA
Messenger RNA from Exophiala bonariae, 1200 nucleotides. RefSeq lists its product as uncharacterized. The transcript has a single exon. Gene Ontology annotation, cellular component: nucleus; transcription factor TFIIK complex. The record is from RefSeq and is a predicted model, not a curated record. Bases 1 to 1200 code for a protein of 399 amino acids. Gene Ontology annotation, molecular function: cyclin-dependent protein serine/threonine kinase regulator activity. Gene Ontology annotation, biological process: regulation of cyclin-dependent protein serine/threonine kinase activity; regulation of transcription by RNA polymerase II. Lineage: Eukaryota; Fungi; Ascomycota; Eurotiomycetes; Chaetothyriales; Herpotrichiellaceae.